This is a messenger RNA of Setaria italica (foxtail millet), 964 nucleotides long. RefSeq names its product probable F-box protein At4g22165. Gene Ontology annotation, molecular function: protein binding. The record is from RefSeq and is a predicted model, not a curated record. Bases 119 to 964 code for a protein of 281 amino acids. Lineage: Eukaryota; Viridiplantae; Streptophyta; Magnoliopsida; Poales; Poaceae. The transcript has 2 exons.
AGCACGGAUUUUUUUCCCAAUCCCCUUUCGAGGUAGCCUAGGGGGUAGGUUGAGCUCCUCGAUCCACCCACAAAAUAAUCCGCCGCCGGCGGCUCGCGCCCGGCCCUGGGCGCAUACCAUGGCGACGUUGUACCCGGAUUGGGCGGGCCUUCCCCAGGAGAUGGUGGCGACGGUGAUGCGGGCGCUGGACAUCCCUGACCUGUUCCGCGCCGGCACCGUCUGCUCCUCCUGGUACGCCGCCUACUCCGACGUCCGCCGCGUCCGCAUCCCCAUCACGGACGCGGCACCAUGCCUCCUCUACUCGGCUCGCGACAACGGCGACGCCAGCGACGCCACGCUCUACAGCCCCUCGAGCGGCGGCAAGGCGUUCAAGGUCCGCCUGCCGGACCCGCCGCUGGGCAGCCGCGCGCUGGUCGGGUCCUCGCACGGCUGGCUCGCCGCAGCCGACGAGGCGUCCAACCUCCACCUCGUCAACCCCCUGACGGGCGCGCAGGUCGCGCUCCCGCCCGUCAUGGCGCUCUACCAUGUCGAGAGCUCUGUGGAUGAACAGGGGAGUCUCGAAUACAGCGUCCAGGAGGGCGAGGACCCCGACGACCCGGUCCGGUACCCGGCACAGAUGGCCCAGAAGCUGCGCCUGUUCUUGUACUACAAGGUGGCCAUGUCCUGCAGCCCCUCCAAGGUGAGGGACCGCAUCGUCCUGCUCCUGCACCGACCGGAUGGUCAGAUAUCCUUUGCCCACAUCGGCGACGAUAAGUGGACUCAGAUCACCGACCAAACUCUCAAAUGGGACAGCGGCUACCGCGACGCUCUCUACAACAAGAACGACGGAUUGUUCUGCGUGCUAAGCUUCGAUGGCUCUAUGCUUACCUCGGAUCCGAGCGACCCUUCUUCUCCGGUCGCAAAGGAUAUUGUGCUGGCGGCGGACCGUUGGUUUUUCAGUUUUCACAGCGCCAAGCGUGUGUGA